AUGUCAGUUAAUUACUCCAAAUUGCACCUGGUUGACAUGCCGGUGACGGAUUUAGACGACCAAGACGAAGAUUUUGCCCUUGACGAGCACCACCACCACCAGAACCAACGUCAGCAGUUCGACCCACUAGAAGGAUUAGACUAUGAGGUGGAAGAUACCCACGACGAAGCUGGCAAUGGUUUAGGAAGUAGCGGAAUCUUCGGAUCUGUGAGGAACACCUUCAACAGUGCUGAGGAAAGGAUCCGUUUGGUGUUUAACGGGGGGUAUGGACAGCCACCGAGCUACGAAGAUAGUGAGCGUGCGCCUGAGUCUUCAGUCGAGUACUGGGCUUCUAAAGUUCGUAACGCUGGCAGGUCUUUUGGCGACACAUUGAGAGGCUCGCUACACCGAACCAAUACUUUUGAGCUAAGGGAUAUGAGCAAUGACAAUGAUGAUCUUUACGCAGAUGUGCCCAACAAUAAGAACUUGAUCACAGGUGAGAGAUCCUGGAAGGAGAAAGGUCUCUGGGGAGUUCUCAUAUUUGCCAUGUCUGGUAUGCUAUUUUUCUUGGUAAAAUUUGGUAACCCAUUGGCCAGACAGGAGGAAUAUCACAGGACCCAUACCAUUAACAAGGUGGUAUUGUCCAAUACCACGCAUGAUUUCCACAAGACGACUAUACUUGUGUCAUUGGAUGGGUUUCAUCCACACUACAUAAAUUCCAAGUUGACUCCUACGCUUCACAAUAUGCUCCUACAUGACUAUGGUGCCCCCUAUAUGAUUCCCUCCUUCCCUCUGUCCACAUUUCCAAAUCAUUGGACACUUGUGACUGGAUUACACCCUUCAGAGCACGGAAUUGUAGGUAACACCUUUUAUGAUCCGGUGUUGGAUAAACAAUUUGUUAACACGGACAAGACCAGGGGUGCAUUGGAUCCAGAAUUUUGGCAAGGAGGUGAACCGUUAUGGGAAACCGCCUACAAGCAGGGUGUAAACUCUGCUAUACAUAUGUGGCCAGGCAGUGAAGUUCCUGGAAUCGGGUUUGAAAAUGGUCCAGAGUUCGUCGAUGCCUACAAUGGCCUGGAGUUGCUUUCAGCCAAAGUAGAGCGAGUAAUGACCUGGUUGGAUAUCGAGAAGAUAGAAGAAAGGCCAGAACUUAUUCUAUCCUAUGUUCCCACGAUAGACACUUUUGGUCACAAGUACGGUAUCUCUGGCCCAGAAUUGGAGAAGGCUCUUACCUACGUUGACGACUUUAUUGAUUUAUUACUUUUGGAAUUGAAAAAGAGAAAUUUGCAAGACAUAGCCAAUGUCAUUGUAGUGAGUGACCACGGGAUGGCACCAACCUCCAACGAUAGGUUAUUGUACCUUGACGAUCUCAUCGACUUAAAUAAUGAAAUUGAGCAUAUUGAUGGCUGGCCAUUAUUCGGCUUAAGACCAAAGGAAACUGGAUCCAAAGCUGAGGAGGCUAUAAUUGAAGAAUUUAAUAAAAACAUUCCAGACGAUUUGAAGGAUCAUUUCCAAAUUUACAAGGUAGAUGAAUUGCCAGAAGAAUGGCAGUUUGGAGGAGCAUUGGAAGAUCACAAAUUCAACUACAGAUUGGCACCUAUUUGGGUAAUUCCUCACGUGGGCUAUGCUGUAACAACCCACAAGCAAAUGAAAGAUAACAACUAUGAUUAUAAGCCUAAGGGUGUACAUGGAUAUAAUAACACCGAACUCCUUAUGAGAGCUGUUUUCCUUGGGCGUGGACCAUACUUCGAUACCAAGUUGGAAAAUUCGGCUAACAUGAAGAGAAUUUUACCAUUUCAAAAUACUGAAGUGUACAACCUUAUUUGUGAUACCCUUGAUAUGAAACCAUCGCCUAAUAACGGUACUUUUGGAACUGGAAAAACAGCUCCUGGUGAAACAUUGCAUUCACAGACUUUAUUGUCCUUUAUCAAUUUGUUGCCCGAAGAUUGGCUAGACGAGUUAGAGUAUCCUAACUUACCAUUUGAAGUGGAUCAUGUAGUCGAAGACGCAACGUAUGAUUUCUUGUGGAAAAAACCUUCUAGAAUCCAACCAACUACUGUGUCAGUUAGCACGAACACUAAUCCAGCAUCGUCAUUGAAGUUGGAAGCAUCUAACAUAGCUGAGGUGUCGGAACACAUUCCAAAGCCUACAGAUUUAACAGGUGAGGCAGAACCGACUAGCAAACCAGCUGAUGACGGCGAUAAUCCAAGUAAAGGAUCCAUAGGUGAAUCAGAGGGUCACUCUUUCUGGGGUGGAAUCAGUGAAGGUUUUAAUGAUCUUGGCGAACAUUUGGACAAUAUCUUUGGAGAUGUAGUCGAUGGGGUGGAGAAUAUCUUUGACGAUUUGUUCGAUGGUGGACACGGCCGCCGCCGUAUCUAA
Molecule: messenger RNA, 2358 nt
Organism: Dujonia railenensis
Lineage: Eukaryota; Fungi; Ascomycota; Pichiomycetes; Serinales; Debaryomycetaceae
Source: the annotation of a GenBank genome assembly